Messenger RNA from Pteropus alecto (black flying fox), 1298 nucleotides. RefSeq names its product tumor protein D52 like 1 (gene TPD52L1). Bases 201 to 812 code for a protein of 203 amino acids. Lineage: Eukaryota; Metazoa; Chordata; Mammalia; Chiroptera; Pteropodidae. Gene Ontology annotation, cellular component: cytoplasm. The transcript has 7 exons. The record is from RefSeq and is a predicted model, not a curated record. Gene Ontology annotation, biological process: positive regulation of MAP kinase activity; positive regulation of apoptotic signaling pathway.
GCAGUCUGGGCCAGGUGGACUGUAAGGGGCGGAGGUAACCAAAAGCGGCCAGUGGUGUCUGCCCAGUGGUUCCCCACCCCCUGUACGCAACGACAGGGUUGGGGCGCAGGCGGCUGGGCCAGCUGCGUUCUGAGCUCGGGCACCGCUGUCUGCUUCUCUGCGAGCGCGCCCCCGCUGCGUUCAGCCCGAAGUCGGCCACCAUGGAGGCGCAGGCACAAGGUUUGUUGGAGACUGAACCAUUACAAGGAAGAGAUGAAGACACUGUAACCAGUGCUGACUUCUCUAACAUGCUCUCUGAGGAGGAAAAAGAAGAGUUAAAAGCAGAAUUAGUUCAGCUUGAAGACGAAAUUACAACAUUACGACAGGUUUUAUCAGCGAAAGAAAGGCAUCUGGUUGAGAUAAAACAAAAACUUGGCAUGAACCUGAUGAAUGAAUUAAAACAAAACUUCAGCAAAAGCUGGCAUGACAUGCAGACUACUACUGCCUACAAGAAAACACAUGAGACCCUGAGUCAUGCAGGGCAGAAGGCAACUGCUGCUUUUAGCAAUGUUGGGACGGCCAUCAGCAAGAAGUUUGGAGACAUGAGCUACUCCAUUCGCCAUUCCAUAAGUAUGCCUGCUAUGAGGAAUUCUCCUACUUUCAAAUCAUUUGAGGAGAGGGUUGAGACAACUGUCACAAGCCUUAAGACGAAAGUAGGCGGGGCGAACCACGGCGGAGGCAGCUUUGAGGCGGUGCUCAGCUCCACGGCCCACGCCAGCGCGCAGAGCGCGGCAGGCGGCCUUCGGCGCGCGGAAGAGGAGCUGCAGUGCUAGGGCUGCAAGCCCCGCGCCCCCGGAGGCCCUUCGCCGCCUGCGCACGGCAGAUGUGAAGACCAAAAUCCCGCUGGGAAAUCCAUGCCUUGAUCCUGUUCUUCAAAUGGCCUCACCACAGAGUUUAAUAAAAUGAUUUCCGUUUGUUUGUGUUGAUAAUGGACCACUUGACCAUCACACUUCAGUAUUCAUAGAUUAUCUUUCCGAAUGCCCUGACUUGAGCACGUACAUAAUUGAUCAUGACCCUUCUCUGUGUAACUCAAACAUAUUUUCCAGACACGAGCUAUUAAUUAUUUGUUUUGAUUUUUGCUCGGACUCCUUUACCUUGUGCAUGUCUUUGAAGGCUGAGUGAGAACUUCCUUUCAGUUCAGUCACCCCACUGGGUGGAGCUCUUUCUGUCUCCAGCAAUGGGAUGACACAGCAAUUUCAUCAAACUGCUUGUGAUGUCCCUCACCUACAUCAAUUACAUGUUUAUUUAAGCAAUUAAAA